GUUCUAUCGAAGCUAGCAUUUGUAGCAUCCUCUUCGGAGUAAGACAGCAUUGUAGACUUAAAUAAGGCCAACAAUUCACCACCCAAGAAAAGAAACCGAUUCAAACAUCUCGCUAGUUUCCUCCACUAUCGCCCUUUCAACCAACCAGACCCUGCUCAUGAAAAACUAGAGCCCAUAGCGCCGCAAUAGCGCCUCGCAUUUCCACCGCCCACCAAUCACCGCCUUCGACGCGCUGUUCUGCAGAUCCCCCCAACAACAAUCGUCAACACUGAAUCUGAACCUGAAUCAGAAUCAUGCGCACUCGCACUCGCACCACGUCCAUGUCCCCGAUGCUCAGAGCAGAGUUAUUCGCACCCUGUGAUUCUUGACGAUUUCUAUUCAUCCUCAAGUGUUGACUGGUACUCGGACUCGGACUUGGUGGCUCCUUCUCUCGCUCACAAUGUCCGCUUUCGAUGUCUGGCGCGUCCCCGUCGCGCAGUGGACCCUGAUGCAGCUGGUCACUGCGAUGGCUGUCGGACUGACUCCGUCGCGGUCGCGACUGCGACCAGCCGUUGCAGCGGUGGUGGUUGCUCUGGCGUGUGGGUUCCAGCGCGAGAUUACUGGCGGUGCGAUCGACGUGCGAGUCGCGGGUCCGAUGAUGGCGAGUUGCUGGCUGAAUGUGCUGAACAAGAUGGAUCUGUUGGUACUGAGUCGGAUAUCCUACGAUGGGCAGGUCGAGUGGGAGAAGAGGGCUGGGGUGAAAGCCACGCGCUCGGGGAGUCUCGUGGCGCGAAUCCUGUGGGCGCUGGGCACCGCGUUUAAUUAUCGUCGGGUCAACACGCCGUGGCAGGUGAGGAUGCUACCGAGGUUUGGUGGACAGGGGAUGGAGGAUGGCCCGGAGAGGGGCCGGUUUGUGCUCGUUGGUGUCGGCAAGGUGGUGCUGGGCGUGGUUCUUCUGGCGCUGUUUACGGUGGAUACGACGGAUCCGAAUCUGUUGCCUGCGAUUGAGGCCUUGCCGAGGGAUGAGUCGGUCUUGUUGCCGUGGGUGUAUGCGGCGUCGAUGAAACGAGCAGUUCUACAGAUCGCGUUUACUAUCUCGUUUGGGAUCUGCUGUAGAGCGUUUAUCCUCGCGGGGUAUAACAUUGGUGCGAUCACGGCGGUGGGCUUGGGGAUCCAUCAUCCCAGCGCGUGGCCUCCUAUUGCUGGUUCGCUGUUCGAGGGCUGGUCGCUGCGUCGACUUUGGGGGUAUGUGCAUCAUUUCUGUCUAUCAAAACCAGCUAGAUUAGAAGAAGCUAAUCUCUUGUAUAGGAUCUCAUGGCAUCAAACACUCCGCCCGCUGCUCUCAGCCAAUGCGGACAUGAUCACCUCAAGCAUCCUGCGCAUCCCACGCGCCUCCAGAUGGGCUGUGUAUCUGCGCCUCGUCAUCGCCUUCAUGCUGUCCGGGCUUUUCCACUCGGGCAUCGACUUGACAUUUGGUAUCGCGUGGGAGGAUAGCGGCGCUCUCUGGUUCUUUACGAUGCAGGCUGUGGGCAUCUUGGUUGAGAGUGCAUUCCAGCAUGCUUUCCGGAGAUGGGUCGGUGCUUUGAGCCCGGUUGUUCGUCGCGCACUGGGAUUUCUCUGGGUCUGUGUCUUUUUGCUGUGGACUGCGCCGGUUUGGAUGGAUCCGAUGGUGAGGUCUGUUUAUGUGGAUGGGACGCCUGUGUUCUCGCCGUUUUUGAUGUUCAGGAGUUGGCCUGUUUAGAUGGUUCGGAGAUUGGGUGCAUAUAUUGCAUAGCGGGCUAUUGAUAGAUGGGUUGUUAGAUAUUGUUAGAUCGCGCUGUUGCAUUAGAUCGGACUGGGGUCAAUCAGACCUACCAGUUACUUCCCCAUAUCAAUAUAAUAUGAGAUUAUAAACACCUUAACUAACAGGGUCGAUCAAUACCCUGCCCCCUCCGCUCCACCCCCCGCCAACGCGAGCA
Aspergillus steynii IBT 23096 is the source of this 1937-nucleotide messenger RNA. RefSeq names its product wax synthase family protein. NCBI's taxonomy places the organism in Eukaryota, Fungi, Ascomycota, Eurotiomycetes, Eurotiales, Aspergillaceae. The transcript has a single exon. Gene Ontology annotation, biological process: lipid metabolic process. The record is from RefSeq and is a predicted model, not a curated record. Bases 440 to 1720 code for a protein of 426 amino acids.